This is a messenger RNA of Cylindrotheca closterium, 1158 nucleotides long. The record is from the annotation of a GenBank genome assembly. NCBI's taxonomy places the organism in Eukaryota, Bacillariophyta, Bacillariophyceae, Bacillariales, Bacillariaceae.
AUGUCUGAUGAGGAAAGUAGAACGGAACGCCGUUUGCUUGCGGGACAACAACUGCUCUUCUGCAUUGGCAUUUUGAUCAAUGCUCUACUGAUAUUUUCUCAUAAGCAAGCCCUUACCAUCAACUCGACAGUUGAGAUUACUACAACUAAAAAUCUCCCGAACAAAACAGCAGCAGCAUCCUCCAUAAUCAUUCGCAGCAGCAGAGGCAAUAGCAGUCCACUCAAUGUGGAUGAGAAUGGUCAGAGAUGGAUGACAUUCAUUGUUGUGUGCGGAAAUGGUGAGACGGAUACUGUGAGGGAAAUGAAACGCCUAUUGACGAGCGCCAUACUGCUAUCUUCAGUGCCCCUGCACUUUGUAUUUGUCACCGAACAAGAAUCUUCCAACCGAAUUCAAACCAUGUUUGAGGACGACCUUGCGUAUUCGAAAAAGCCAAUCAAGGUGGAUACUUGGAUCUUGUCGGAAGAUUCUGUCAAGAAUUUUGCGUCACUGUUGAAUUACAAUCUCGCUUCUCACCACAGCGGUAUUUGGGGAACCUCCAAACUCAUGCUGCCAUGGAUUUUAAGAGACGUGGACAGAGCAGUUCAGAUAGACACGGACAUGAUAUUUCUCGAUCAUCCAGCGCAUCUGUGGAAUGAAUUUGACUCCAAUGACUGGCUUUACAAGAUGCCCAUUCACAAUCGAACACGUCCGUCCUCGAUAUGUUCCUGUAUUGCUCUUCUGAAAUUGGACCGCAUUCGACAAUUGAACACUUUUCCUACUCUCAUGGUGGAAGCGCUUUCAAGUAAGCCUCGGUGGAAUAGGGGCGGCCUUUAUAAAGUACCUCACGGAGACCAGGGAUUACUAUGGGCCAUGAUGCUGAACAGCAAUGCCCACGUUGCACCUUUACCGGAACAAUGGAAUGCCGACAGGUGUCAUGAAUACUUCGAUGUGCUCAAGCCUGAAGAAUUCAAGCCUGCUUCUGUGUUACACAAUAACUGUGACUUUGGCAGCAACAAUUUUGGUCCGGCUGAAGAGUAUUUCAUAUUUUAUGAUAAAUACAAAUGGCAUUGGCUGAAGGGAGAAGGGGCAGAAAAACAUGCGGUCAAUGUUACGAUCCAUUCGGAAGAGGCAGAACGGUUGGGUGAUCUAUUCAAAUGCUUGAAGGAAAAGGGCGAAUAA